AUGAAAAAACAAAUAUUUUUUAUUAUUUUACUUUUUACAUUUUUAUUUUUUAUUAAUAAUAUAGAAUCAAAGAAUAAUAGUGUACUUGGAAAUUGUGAAAAGAAUCAAACUGCAAAAUAUAAAAAGAUAUCAUCCAAAUAUGGUAAUGAAGAAAUUAAAGAGAUUACAACCAAUCAAUUAAGCAAAGAUCAACUUGAAAAACAUGAAAUGUUUAUGAAGAUUGCAUUGGAAAUAGCAAUUAAAAGUAAAGUUAAAUUCGUUUCCAUCAUUGUAUCACCAGAUGAUCGUGUACUUUGUUCAGGUAUCUUCUCAAAAGAGAAUGCCAUUCUUCAUAGUGAAUUGGUUGCCAUUACAAAUUGCAGUUCGUCCCAUAAAAUGGUAACUUUUGAAAAUCAUACAAUCUAUAGUACUGCCGAACCAGAUUCAUUGUCUUCUUCUGCCAUCGUAUGGGCACGUUUCAAACAAGUUGUCUAUGGCUCUUCAAUUAAACAUCUCUAUUGUAAUGCUUGCUUCUCAAGUUUACCAAUUGAUUCAACUUAUAUUUUCUCAAGAGGUUAUGGUAUUGGAGUUGAAAAUAUCCAAUUGGUUGCUGGUGUUUUACAAGAUCAAACCGAUGCAAACUUUGGUUCCUAUUGUAAUUCGUCAAUAUCUUCAGUUUAUAAAACAAAUCCACAAUGUAAAUGUAAAAAUCCAAAAUUAUCAAAAGAAAAUACCAACAACAACGAUGAUGGUGAUGAUGAUAACAAAAACCAUCAUCGUCGUCAUAGUCAAAAUAAUGAAAUUGAUGUUGAUACUAAAAAUGAAAGAAAUCAACACCACCAUGACAAAGAUGAUAGUAUUGAUAACUUUUUCGAUGAAAUAAAAUCUGAUGAUGAUUUUGAUAAAAGAAUUGAAUCAGGUAAACAAGCUGAAAAGUCAAAGAAUAAAGAAAAAAAGAAACAUCAUUCUCACCAUCACUCUCACACUAGUAAAGAUGGUCGUAGUAGAACAAGUACAAGUACAAGUAUUUCAGGUAAUGGUCAUGCAACUGCUUCUGCCUCUGCUUCUUCUUCUUCUUCUUCUACUUCUUUCUCUCAUUCUUCCUCUUCAAAUGAUCAUCACCAUAAAAAGGAUAAAUCAAAUAAAAACAAAGACAACAAAGAAAAAGGUGAUAAAAAAGAUAAAAAAGAUAAAAAAGAAAAGAAAGAUAAGAAAAAAGAUAAAAAAGAUAAAUCAACCUCUGUAGAAGAAGAAAUCAAUACCUUAAAAGUCGAAAAGAAUUCAAUUUAA
Messenger RNA from Dictyostelium discoideum AX4, 1269 nucleotides. RefSeq lists its product as hypothetical. NCBI's taxonomy places the organism in Eukaryota, Evosea, Eumycetozoa, Dictyosteliales, Dictyosteliaceae. Bases 1 to 1269 code for a protein of 422 amino acids. The transcript has a single exon. The record is from RefSeq and is a predicted model, not a curated record.